Blepharisma stoltei is the source of this 1405-nucleotide messenger RNA. NCBI's taxonomy places the organism in Eukaryota, Ciliophora, Heterotrichea, Heterotrichida, Blepharismidae. The record is from the annotation of a GenBank genome assembly.
AUGUCUUUAGAAAAUGACUGCGCAUGAAAAUCAUUAUCGUCUAUAGCAAUCCGAAAUCUUCCAGGGCAACCAUCAGAGCUUUCUUUGAAAUUAUCCAACAGAGAAAAGGAUUUUCAUCUUGAACUACUGCAUCCUAUUUCUUUAAAUCCUUAUUGAACAAGUUUAAAAAUUCCUCACAAAGUCUACCCAGUUUUAGUAAUUGUCACAAAUUCCUCAAAUUCUGUGCUACUUGAAGACUAUUUAAAUCCAAAACAUUUAGUUUUCUUACUCUUUCCAUACUUUAUUUAUCAAUUAUUUGCUAAUAAACAAAUGAAUUAUUUAAAAUAUUUAUUAAAAAUAGAUAAUAAAUGAUUAAUAAAAUUAAUGUUUAGCCUUUUUUAUGAGGGAAAUUAACAAAAGAUUUAAUAUCUCUCAAAGAAUUCAGCUUUCCUUUUAUAUGCUAUGAAUUUUCCGACGAAAAUUGAUAUGCCCAGCAAGAGUCCAUACAACAGUUCACAAGAGCUACAAGGAAAGAAUCACUCUCCUUAUCCCCUUUAAGAAGCAGUAUCCGCAAAGACUCCUUUAAUGCCGCUGUAGACUUUUUCGAAUUAAAAGAAAAUUACAAGAAACUAUUACGAGCCCGAAAAGAAUUCAUAAAUUUAGACCAAAAAACGCAAGAAUUAAAAGCCUCGUUUUCAAAAAUCCUACAGUCAAAAACUUUUAAGCUGCAAAGACUAAAAGAAAAAAAAGAUUUAGCUGAAGAAGAAAAUGACUUUAAAAGAAGCAUUGCAGAGCAAGCUUUAUUAACAGAAAAAUCACAUAAUCUAAUAAAGGAUUAUUUUGGGCAUGAACAAGUAGGGAAAAAACUACUUCAUGCCCAUAGUAGAAAGUUUAAAGAAAGGAUUGAGUCUAUUGAUGAAUGACUGAUGAAGGUUGAAGCAAAACAAGCUUUAGUUCAGCUGAGAAGAAUAAAAAUGAUUGGAGAAAUAUAUGUGGCUUUUCCUGAUUUAUUUAGCAUUGAGUGGCUUGAAAUGAUUGAUGAUGAAGGAAAUGCCAAUGAAAGCGAGACAGAAAAUUUGGAAAAGCUAGGGUAUAUUUCUCAUAUAAUAUAGCAUUUUGAUAUGAAUAGAAGAUGGAUAGUGUUAUUUAUAUAUAGAAUGCAGAUAAAUAGUAGAAACGCUUGUAAUUGUUAUUAAUAAGAAUACAAACUAUCGCAGAAAUAUAUAGAACACAGAUGCGGUUUCAGAUCAUUUUUAAAGGGUCUCAAUCAUCGGUGAUAGCAAAUGAGGAAGAAUUGCCUAUUUAUGUACCUAAUAGGAAUAAUAAUGGGAAAAAGACAAAUAUUGCUACACAGUGCUUGAGGAAUAACUUGCUUCAAAUUAAGGAAUUAGUGCCACCUACAUCAGCGCUUGACAAUGAAGAUUAA